ACGCAAAGAUGUCGGCACAGUCAUUGAUCAACAAGAAAAAGAAAAGUUUUCUAGGGUUACCGGCGCCUUUAGGAUAUGUCCCCGGUCUAGGAAGAGGUGCCACCGGUUUCACAACACGAUCUGAUAUUGGACCAGCCAGAGAUGCUGAUGACAUAUCUGAUGACCGCCAUGCUCCACCCAUUAAGAAAAAACGAGACAAUGACGAUGAUGACGAAGAGGAUUUGAAUGAUGCUAAUUAUGAUGAGUUUGCUGGCUAUGGAGGAAGUUUGUGUAACAAAGAUCCUUAUGAGAAAGACGACGAAGAAGCAGAUGCAAUUUAUGAGGCAAUAGAUAAACGCAUGGAUGAGAAGCGAAAAGAGAGAAGAGAGAAAAGGCUGAAAGAAGAAAUCGAAAAAUUUCGUCAGGAAAGACCAAAAAUCCAGCAACAGUUUUCAGAUUUGAAGAGAGAUCUGGCAGAGGUGAGCUACGAUGAUUGGAUGAACGUACCUGAGGUAGGAGAUGUCAGGAACAAACAUCAGAGGAAUCCAAAGAAAGAGAAGUACACCCCAGUUCCCGACAGUCUAUUGGCUAGAGCAGCAGCCCAGACAGGUACUUCCACCUCAUUGGAUGCCAGAGAACAGUUUGGGGGCCUGACGACCCCGUAUGGUGGAGCCCUGACCCCAGGGUUUGCCACGCCGGGCGGUGAUAUCGACAUGCAGAAGAUUGGAGAGGCCAGGAACACCCUGAUGGGGAUCAAGUUAGAACAGGUGUCGGACUCUGUGAGUGGCCAGACUGUUGUUGACCCUAAAGGUUACCUGACAGAUCUCCAAUCAAUGCUGCCCUCUCAUGGAGGAGACAUUAAUGAUGUGAAGAAAGCUCGGCUGCUGUUGAAGUCCGUGAGAGAAACCAACCCUAAACAUCCGCCAGCCUGGAUCGCGUCUGCUCGUCUGGAGGAGGUCACCGGGAAACUGCAGGCAGCCAGGAACCUGAUCAUGAAAGGCUGUGAGGAAUGUCCCAAGAGUGAGGAUGUCUGGCUGGAGGCUGCCAGGCUUAUGCCAGGAGACCAGGGCAAAGCUGUGAUAGCUCAGGCAGUGCGUCACAUCCCACAGUCAGUCAGGGUCUGGAUAAAGGCAGCCGACAUUGAGACAGAACUCAAGGCUAAGAAAAGAGUCUUCAGGAAAGCCCUGGAGCAGUUGCCAAACUCUGUACGUUUGUGGAAGGCUGCAGUAGAACUGGAGAAUGAAGAAGAUGCUCGUAUCAUGUUGAGUCGAGCAGUCGAGUGCUGUCCCACGAGCUGUGAGUUGUGGUUGGCUCUGGCAAGACUGGAGACGUAUGAAAAUGCACGAAAAGUUCUGAACAAAGCUCGAGAAAACAUCCCGACUGAUCGUCAGAUUUGGAUCACGGCAGCUAAGCUGGAAGAAGCCAACGGGAACAUGCACAUGGUGGAGAAGAUUGUCGAGAGGGCCCUUAGCUCCCUGCGGGCCAACAUGGUGGAAAUCAACAGAGACCAGUGGAUCAAAGACGCAGAGGACUGUGAAAAGUCCGGCAGCAUUUUCACCUGCCAAGCAAUCAUCCGGGCUGUGAUUGGUAUUGGAGUGGAGGAGGAAGACAGAAAACACACCUGGAUGAAUGAUGCGGAGGCGUGUGCCCAGCAUGAUGCCUACGAGUGUGCCCGGGCUAUCUAUGCUCACGCACUCACCAUGUUUGCCAGCAAGAAGAGUAUCUGGCUAAGGGCAGCUUACUUUGAGAAGAACCACGGCACCAGAGAGUCCCUGGAGGCUUUGUUACAGAGAGCCGUGGCUCACUGUCCUAAGGCAGAGGUGCUCUGGCUGAUGGGGGCAAAGUCCAAGUGGCUGGCAGGUGAUGUCCCAGCAGCAAGAAGUAUCCUCGCCUUGGCCUUCCAGGCUAACCCUAACAGCGAAGAAAUCUGGUUGGCUGCUAUUAAACUGGAGAGUGAGAAUAACGAGUUUGACAGAGCGCGACGCCUUCUGCAGAAAGCUCGCAACAGCGCCCCUACAGCGCGGGUGAUGAUGAAGUCAGUGAAGCUGGAAUGGUGUCUGAGGGAGAUUGAGAAUGCUAAGAUUUUACUAGACGAGGCUGUCAAACAUUACCCGGAUUUCCCCAAGUUGUGGAUGAUGAAGGGUCAGAUUGAGGAGCAGGAAGGUCACAUGGCUGAAGCAAGAGAAGCAUAUAACCAGGGGCUGAAGAAGUGUCCAACGUCAAUCUGGCUGUGGUUGUUGUUGUCACGACUAGAAGAGAAUUCCGGGCAGUUGACCAAAGCCAGAUCCAUCCUGGAGAAAGCUCGACUUAAGAAUACUCAUGCCCCUGAGCUUUGGCUUGAAGCGGUUAGAGUGGAGAACAGAGCAGGCCUAAAGAAUAUUGCACAGACUCUGAUGGCAAAAGCAAUGCAAGACUGCCCAAAUGCUGGUAUACUGUGGGCAGAAGCCAUCUUCAUGGAGCCGCGUCCUCAGAGGAAGACCAAAUCCGUGGAUGCUCUGAAGAAAUGUGAACACGAUCCCCAUGUGCUGCUGGCUGUCUCAAAACUGUUCUGGACAGAGCGUAAACUGGUGAAGGCUCGGGAAUGGUUUCAGAGGUCAGUGAAGAUUGACCCGGACUUGGGAGACUCCUGGGCAUAUUACUACAAGUUUGAAAUGAUGCAUGGAACAGAGGAGCAGCAAGAGGCCAUACGCCGCCUGUGUGCUAAUGCAGAGCCUCACCAUGGGGAGAAUUGGUGCCGAAUUUCCAAAGACAUUGCUAACUGGCGGCUUCGGACAGAGGAGUUAUUGCCCUUGGUGGCAGAUUCUUUGCCAGUUCCGGUGUAGAAGGCUAAAGACGUAUAAACACCAGCAAAAAGAUUCUUUGCAAGUUUCAAUAUGUGGAAAUUGUUUUGAUAGAAAUGUACAUUGUAUAAAAUGUACGAUAUUUUCCUUUCAGGAAUAGGAGUUGGUCUCAUGACAUUCUAAACUUGUGUGGUUUGUGUUAAAUCGACAUCAGACCAAACCAGUUGUAGACAAUAUCAGACCAAGUAAGCAUGUGUGGCAGCCUCAUAUGACCAUAACACAUUCUUGUGACUCGGUUUUAUUUGUAAGAUAAUUGCUCUAACAGGACCAUCUGUGAAAAGCUUGUACGCCUAAUCAUGCUCUACAGUCAAAUUUGCAUGUUAUCAAAAAGACGGAUGUUCAUGCAUCCAAGUCCUAUCAUUUUGAAGGAAAGGAACGGUUUCCUGAAUGUAUCAGCUACUUUCAGAAGUUUCGCUGUACAAUUCAUAGCACAUGUACAGUAUAAAACAAUCUUUGGGCCCAUCAUGUAUUUGAUUAUUACAUGAUUAGAUGUGUUGCUGACAAAAUGCCGUUUUUCUGUUUGGUACAAAGUCUGUUUACAACUUGAGAGAUGUGAAAGAAGUUUAAUCUAUGGUACCGACAAGAAUGUACAUUCUAGCAUAGAAAUCAACAAUAAAAGUA
This is a messenger RNA of Liolophura sinensis, 3440 nucleotides long. RefSeq names its product pre-mRNA-processing factor 6-like. Gene Ontology annotation, biological process: mRNA splicing, via spliceosome; spliceosomal tri-snRNP complex assembly. Gene Ontology annotation, cellular component: U4/U6 x U5 tri-snRNP complex; catalytic step 2 spliceosome; nucleus. Gene Ontology annotation, molecular function: protein binding. NCBI's taxonomy places the organism in Eukaryota, Metazoa, Mollusca, Polyplacophora, Chitonida, Chitonidae. The transcript has 26 exons. The record is from RefSeq and is a predicted model, not a curated record. Bases 9 to 2801 code for a protein of 930 amino acids.